CGCAUCAUGGAGCGUUGGCAGGGUCGUGUGGCUCUCGUUACCGGGGCUUCUACGGGGAUCGGAGCAGAACUUUGCCGAGCCUUGGUGCGACACGGCCUGGUGGUUGUGGGAUGCGCCAGAAGCGUGGAUAAAAUCAAAGCAAUCGCGGAAGAAGAAGCAAUGAAGACUUCGUCAGGGAAAUUGAUCGACAUCAAAUGUGAUUUGACGAAGGAAUCUGAUAUCCUGUCGAUGUUCAAGGAGAUCCGCCAGACAUGCGGUCGAGUGGACAUCUGCAUCAACAAUGCAGGACUCACUGACAAUUCUCCACUGCUAACGGGGAGCUCGUCGGAAUUCAGAAACAUGCUGGACGUGAAUGUAAUGGCCCUGUGCAUCUGUACUCAACAAGCUGUUCAACUGAUGCAAGAGAAUGAAGUAGAAGACGGUCAGAUCAUACACAUCAGCAGCAUUCUUAGCUAUAAAACAUCAGUACAAGAUCCAGGAAUCCACUUCUACCUUGCUACGAAACACAUGAUUCGAGCUCUCACGGAAGGACUUAGGAAAGAGCUGAAAGCCGGUAAAAGCCGUAUAAAAGUAAUGUGCGUCAGCCCUGGUAUUGUAGAGACACAGUGUUUGGUGAACUACUGGAAGAAGGAUCCAAUGAAAGACCCGAACAGUUACCUAAAAACUUUUAAACCUCUGCAACCCAAGGAUAUCGCCGACAGUGUCCUCUACGCACUCAGUGCACCUGCUCAUGUUGAAAUCAAUGAUAUUCUAAUACAACCCAUGGAACGUUCAUUCCUUUGAAAUUUGUUUUGAUUCACAAAUAAAAUAUUUACUCAAUUCA
This is a messenger RNA of Argiope bruennichi, 823 nucleotides long. Its product is annotated as dehydrogenase/reductase SDR family member 11-like. The transcript is spliced from 5 exons. The record is from RefSeq and is a predicted model, not a curated record. Bases 7 to 783 code for a protein of 258 amino acids. Lineage: Eukaryota; Metazoa; Arthropoda; Arachnida; Araneae; Araneidae.